This is a messenger RNA of Symbiodinium natans, 201 nucleotides long. The record is from the annotation of a GenBank genome assembly. NCBI's taxonomy places the organism in Eukaryota, Dinophyceae, Suessiales, Symbiodiniaceae.
AUGGGCGAGUUGCUGUCCGUGCCAUGCGAUGCACAGGAGCUUCCGGAAGCGGACCGCCGUCGGCCAGUGGAGCGGCUGCCACAGCUGCCGCAGCUGCCGGGGAGGAGUGCACUCCCCGGGCUCGACAGCAACGCUGUCCUCCGGACCGAGGCCAAAGAAGUUCGCCCCCAUCCAUCCCGGGUUGUCCAGUUUGAGGGUUGA